Molecule: messenger RNA, 880 nt
Organism: Nothobranchius furzeri (turquoise killifish)
Lineage: Eukaryota; Metazoa; Chordata; Actinopteri; Cyprinodontiformes; Nothobranchiidae
Source: RefSeq, a predicted model, not a curated record
CAGCUGUCUGUACAUCAGUGCUUGAUCACUGUUAGUUAAAAGCACCACUGGAGGCCUGGACAGACUCAACUAUCCAUCCAGCCAUGACGGAGUUUGCUCAAGUAGCUGUCGCUGUGUUCAGUCUUCUUUCCCUUGGACAGUCAGCUCCUGUGACCAGCUGUGACAAUCUUCUGCAACAAAAUUCAAUCCAAGGAAGAGAUCAAUUCCUUGGAACAUGGUAUUACAUAGGAGAGAGCACAAACAUCAUCGGAUCCAAGUUGCUGACACAAUCAGUUCUGCAGUCUAGCUGGUGGAACAUCACAGCUGGAAACAAGGACAAUGAUCUCAUCAGUUUUCAGAAUCAAAAAAUGUUUGGCUCUUGCUUCAGUCUAACCUAUACCGUAUCAGUGGAGAACAACACCCUGGUCAUGGUAAAUCCCUAUCCCUCCUCUGCAUUCCUGCUGAAUACUGGCUGUCUUGACUGCCUGGUGGUUUAUUCAAACUACACCAUUGGAAGCAGCCAAUACAAAGGCAUGCAGCUUAUGAGCCGGAGGACCGAGAUUUCUGCUCCAGAGCUGGAAGAGUUUAAAAAGCAGGUAGAGUGUUUGAAGCUACCAGAGCCAGCCAUACUGGAUUCAGAGAAAGGUUUUUGUCCUGAUCCAACUGUCUCUACAGAAAUCAAGAGUCUUGAUCUUUCCAGUGCUUUUAACUCCGAUGCCUUAGACCAACUGGAUAAGAUCUUAAAACAUGAAAAAGCAGUAGAGAUACUAACUGAAACAAUCUCUUUCAUCUCCAAAACGUCUACCUCUGCUAAAACUGUGGGAAAUUAACAUGGUCAGAAAUGUCAUGCCAGUGCCAUAAAAACACUUCGCUACAAUAAAGAUGUAAGAUCCAAACGGAA